Molecule: messenger RNA, 6059 nt
Organism: Oncorhynchus keta (chum salmon)
Lineage: Eukaryota; Metazoa; Chordata; Actinopteri; Salmoniformes; Salmonidae
Product: ethanolamine kinase 1-like
Exons: 9
Coding region: 304-1443 (379 amino acids)
Biological process (GO): phosphatidylethanolamine biosynthetic process
Cellular component (GO): cytoplasm
Molecular function (GO): ethanolamine kinase activity
Source: RefSeq, a predicted model, not a curated record
CUCCCCGUCCGCGGGUUGGAGUGCUGUCGUCACACAAAUCUUUGGUUGUCAUUCCCGGAGCCCACCGGUGUGCGUGUCGAGCAUCGGAUGAUUUCGCGAGGGCGGUGCCAAGUCGGAGGAAAUCGUGUCGUGGACUGACCGGCUCCUGAGAAAACCGAAGAGGAUCUCACCGGUAGUUGCAUCUUCUUCAUAAGCGCCGUUGCUUUUCACACCGACAAGCCCCUGUUUUAGCUAGCUCAUUUGCUAACCAACGUUAGCCGUUUAUACCAACCAGCUCAUAAAACAACUGUUAGCUAUUUUUUUAUGUCCCGAAUUCCAGAAAUAUCUGUUAAUUAUUCGAAACGGAAAAUUAACCACAUUAUGGAGACUGAGAUACACGUGCCCGUUGGGUCGCCGGUAAUUCGAAAAUUCCCGAUUUUCGUGGAGGAAAAUAAUGUAACGGAUGGAGCAAUGAAGCUGAUAAAGCAGCUUCGGCCAGCGUGGGACAUGAACCAUGUCAAGACCAAGCUCUUCACUGAUGGGACCACUAAUAAGCUGGUUGGUUGUUAUGUGGAGGCGAGUCCAGAAGACGUGGUUCUGGUACGUGUGUAUGGGAACAAGACGGAGCUGAUUGUCGACCGAGACAACGAGCUCAAGAGCUUCCAGGUGCUGCAUGCUAACGGCUGCGCGCCGCGGCUCUACUGCACCUUCCAGAAUGGCCUUUGCUACGAGUUUAUGCAAGGGGACGCCCUCGGAACACAGGACGUCAGGGAUCCAACCAUACUCAGACUGAUAUCCAGGGAGAUGGCUCAUAUCCAUGCGAUCCAUGCACACAACGGCUGCAUCCCCAAACCCAAUCUGUGGAUUAAGAUGAGGAAAUAUUUCUCUCUGGUCGCUACAGAGUUCACCGACCAAGCCUCCAACACCAGGAUCCAGCAGGAGGUGCCCAGCCAGGCAGUGUUGGAGCAGGAGAUGGUGUGGAUGAAGGAGCACUUGUCAAAGCUGGGCUCUCCUGUGGUGCUCUGUCACAAUGACCUGCUCUGCAAGAACAUCAUCCACAACAGCAAAGAGGGCCAUGUCCGGUUCAUAGACUAUGAAUACUCUAGUUACAACUAUCAGGCCUUUGACAUUGGGAACCACUUCAACGAGUUUGCAGGUAUGAGUGAGCUGGACUAUGGGCUGUAUCCUAGCCGUGAGAUGCAGCUGGAGUGGCUGCGUGUGUAUCUGCACGCGUACAAGGCGUCCACUAAGAAAGGAGAGGAGGUCAGCGACAGAGAGCUCGAGACUCUCUACGUACAGGUCAACAAGUUUGCCCUGGCGUCACACUUCUUCUGGGGCUUCUGGGCACUCAUCCAGGCCAAGUACUCCUCCAUAAAUUUUGACUUCCUGGGCUAUGCUGUGCUGCGUUUCAACCAAUACUUCAAGACCAAGCCUGCAGCGAUGGCCCUACAGAUCCCAGAAUGAGAGGGGAAUACAAGAGAAGAGAGGUUCACCGGCACUGACCAGGGGAGCAGACCCACUUUGAGCAGGAGAGGACUGGGAUGGGUGACAAGGGUUGGGGUUCAUGUUUAGGGCUGAGUAUGUGGUUAAGGCAGCGGUGUCAAACUCAUUCCAUUGAGAGCCUAGUGUAUGCUGGUUUUUGGUUUUUCCUUUCAAUAAAGCCCUAGACAACCAGGUGUGGGAAGUUCUUUACUACUUAGUGACCUUUAUUCAUCAAUCAAGUACAACGGAACAGCGAAAACCUAUAGACACUUGGCCCUGGAAUGAGUUUGACACUUGUGGGUAAUAACAUUAAGGGGACAGUGUGGAUGGACCCCAACAUAAAACACUAUUUUAUUCCUAUUCAACUCAGUCCACCUGUCUCAGCACUCAAGAUCCCAAUCCGCCACAGUUGGUGUGUUUUCAUUUUUUAUAUUUGAUUUAUUCUGUGAAGAAUUGAUUGAUCCAGUGAGAUUCACUCCCCAGACACAGGUAGCUGGAACACUAGUUUUUGGUGCCGACAUGGAGGACAGUGUGCAGACAGUUAUGUAUAAGUGUGUUUCUGGGUUUAGUUUUUGGCUGUCGCUGCUCAAAGCGUUGUGGGACAGAGGCGGCAGUCAUCGUCAACCCCCUAGCCCUUAGCUUUGGCACUGAUCUAAUAGGAUUUAUUUUUUUGAUUUAGUAAUGGAGAGACCUUGAAAUUAGUGUAUAUGGUAUACAUCAAACUUUACAAAAGCCAAACAACAAAAAGAAAUAGGAAAAAGGGCCCGCAAACUGAGUGAACAGUAACUUGAAGUCCAUUCUCUCAGAUCAACACAAAGUGGCUAGGGGUUGAUUUAGUACUGGCAAGUAGUUGAUUUUCAGUAAAGGGAUCAUAAAUGUGAUGGGAAGAGAGGGGCUAGACAGGACAGUGAUAUGGUAGUUUAAUAAUGUCUUGACGGCAGAGCAUCUUCAGUGGCCAGGAGCAGCUUUGCGUCACUGAUGCUAAACUUUAAACCAGUUCUCCCUCUUAGCCUCUUUUCCACCACUUUAGCUUUUAUGGUUAUGGUGACUCGCUCUGUUAGACUUUCCACCCCUCACAGACCAUUUGGAAAAUCCCAACCUCAAUCACCCUUGUCACACCCCUUCCCCCUGCCCCCUCUUUACCCCUCUGCCUCCCCUUUCUCUCUCAUUCUGCCCUAUAUCGCUUCCUCUCCCCUCUCUCUUGAUUGGCUGGGAAGGGACUUUUGCCUGAUGUGCACAUACUUACUAUAACAUCCCAACCUCUCCCCACCCCCUAUCAAGUUACAACUUCCCUAAAAAGGAGCCAAAACCUUAUAUAAUGAGGUUACUUAAACCUCAUUACUGAAACUGUGUUAGGUCAGGGCAAAUCAAGGCUUCAAAGGGUCUGGGACCAGUAAUCCUGGGCUGGUGUUUUUGUUCUGAAGCUUGUCUAUGAGGAUGUGAGUGAGGUGACCAAGGACAAGACAGCAGGAAGUCCACACUAAGCCAGCAGUCACUUCUCUAGCUGGCAUCACGGCACACAGGUCUUUGGAGGGUCGCUGGACCAAAUAACUCCAACACCCUUCCUUACCCCAGGCAGCAAGCCCCUCCAGACUAGUUCUGACCUCUCCAUCCAGGCAUUCAGCCCUAGUUCAGUUUUCUCUAUCUGAAUUGUUUGAAAUUCAGUGCUUUUAAAGGUCACCUUAUGUUGGAUCUUUCCUCUCCAACAAGCCCUCUCAGAUCAGAGGGUCAACAUAAAAAAUGGAGAGCCAUGUUAAAGUAUGGAGAUACGGGUAACUGACAAUAUAAUGGAAACGCUUGUGUAAAUGCAGCAUAUAUUGAAAGCAUGUGCUUCCACACAGGUGUGGCUCCUGAGUUAUUUAAGCAAUUAACAUUCCAUUAUGUUUAGGAUAAUGCAUAAAAAAUGGUGGGUAAAGACAUUUUGGCCACAUGGCUGGAUGACAAUUCCCCCAUCCACAGGUCACUGAAUGAGCAUGAAAACAAUGUAAACCAUAUGCCAUGGCUGUCUGUCACCAGAUCUCAACCCAAUUGAACACUUAUGUGAGAUUCAGGAACAGCGCCAUCAGCAAAACACUAUCUCAUGGAAUUUCUAGAGUUCCAGACACUUGUAGAAUCUAUGCUAAGGUGCAUUGAAGCUGUUCUGGCUCGUGGUAGCCCAACGCCGUAUUUAAGACGCUUUAUGUUGGUGUUUCCUUUAUUUUGGCAGUUACCUGUAUAUCGUUCAGCCUGUCCUGUGACUCUUCCAAAUUACCACUAGGGGGAGAAAGGGAGUGCUGACCCCUGCCUUGCCCUCCCCUGGUUUUCUCCUGUUACUGACGGGGUUAAUAAUUCACCAGUCUGACAGAGGGGACAUCAAUCAUUCAGCAGACCGUGACACUGUGGCUUACCAGCCUGAGCAGGCCAGGCCCAUAACUCUGGCCUGGAGUCAAGAAAGCCCUCUCACCUGUCAGUCACUAACAUGAGUUAAUCAUUUAUCAUUAGUAUUUUUUUUAAACACGAUGUUGAAGAGAAGGACUCCCUGCAAUUCCUGCCUGGUUGUUAUGAGGAGUCACUAGCCUCGCGUGCCAGGCCUCUUUGAUCCCCUAGUAAAUGCCAAAAUAUGUUGUCUGGCAAUGUGGUGAGACUGAGUCCCUGAGCAGCCUCUUGGUUGGGACAGACUCAGAAGAGCUCGCCUUUUUGUCCCUCGUCACCAGCCAUACAGGCUGGGAGGGUAGAUGGAGUAAAGCCAUUGACACACACUCUGGUCCUAGAUAGCAACAGUACAGAUACUAACACACAUGGUUCCACUAAUCAACUAAUCGGUGUGUUAAUGCUGUGCUGGAACAAAAGCCUGCAACUCUCCAGGACCAGGGUUUUUGACCACUGGAUUAGUGUUAAUCAGAGCAUCCACAACAUAUAGAAAUGCAACAAAUGGAAUGGAAAUGACUCGUACGUAGGAUUGGGUCCACUCUACACGGUACAUUUCAAUCUGCAACAUUCCAAACCUAUUACCCCUCUGAGUCAGUGUUUGAGGGUUUUUAUGAGAGAGGAGUUGGUUGUGAGAAGAACCUUUUAUUGUAGUGUUUCCUAAAUGGAUGAUCGAGUCCAAUCCCUCUUAUAUGAAGGUUGUAAGACCUUUCUGGACAGAGACAUUACUUUGACAGGCUUUAUGUGAGUCACAACUCCCCAUCUGCUCUACGUGAUAUUAGCCAGUAGACCUUGGGUUGAACUGAGAGCUGACAAGUGCUGAUUGAAGAGCGCAAUGAAUUCUUAUUUAUCGUAAAUAUAUAUAUGUGAAUGUGUUUCCUUUGAAUGACCCGUAACAUUUAAAUUGAAACUAAAACUGUAUUCUCUUGUUAGGGUGCAUCUCUGUGUUGCUUUCAUCCUGUGUUUGGUGAUUUUUAAGGAGAGAUUAGUAGGGGAAGCCACUUUUAGAUUGAGACACCAUAAGAGUAUGAGGAAGAUAAGGUGGUUGAGAUGUUCUAUGCACCAAAGCACUCACUGGGGUCUGUGGUUCCUAUGGCCAAACAAGUUCACUGAUCAAGAACUUUUUUGUUGAAGGGUAAAUGUUGCAACAGGUAUGAAUAAAUUGGGAUUAAUGGUUAAUCUCAUGUGAUUAGAAAGCGACAACCUACUUCUAUCUUUAAUAACAUGGCCUGAUGGUGGUGUUAUAAAUGAGUGCUUUCUGAAUGCUCAAUCAACCAAGAAGGAUCCUGGGUUUCAUGGAAAUGCACCCACUUAUUGAAGGUUAAGGCUGCUUUUCUAUUCUCAAACCUGCCCCACAUUCUGCCUAUGCCCGUGUUAACUCCCCCAGGCAGAUUUUAAAGCUUUGGAUAAGUGUAAAUGGUGGAAACACCCUCCUGCCUGACACUCCAAUCCUCUCAGAUCUUUGAGGGCACAUGGACGGGAGCGAGUUGAAGAAUCGGACCCUACUGUAGGAGUAGCUAUAUAGUAGUACCAUACACUACAUCAUAUGCCUUCCCUGGAAGAGCAUUGAUUACCAUUAGUAUUAUUGAGGGUGUCCAAGAAGACGUUGCACACUUGCAUUCAGUGAUUCAUUAAAGUUAGGUAAGAUCCAGAACUGAGGUGUGCGUGCACUAAUGUGGGACCUGAUUUUGUUAUUCCAGCAUAGGAUAUGUGAUGACUAUGGAAGGCUUAUAUCCUGAUGGUGGUGUUUUUAGAGUAGAAAUGUUUAAAGGAGGUAUUUAUUGGGUGAACUGGUCAUUGCAUUUCUUUCAUAAAAAAAAAAAAUACAGUACAUACCAAAAUGGUUAGCGUCCAAGCUUGCAGUUCAUUUGAAAUUAACUUGUGAAUGUACUAUACUGGCUUAACUUGAAAACCCACUGUACAGAACUUGAAUUACUUUCUAACUGUUCAUUAGAAUCUGUAAAAGAGGGCCCAACAUUUCAAGAUGUAUGUAAUGUUUGUGCUGGCGUGUGUGGAGUCAGCCACUCCUGAAGAGGACGCUGUAGCAUUAAAGGCCAGUGGAGAGGAGACAGGUUGUAAAUACUGUGAAUCUGUCUACAGUGAUCCUCCACACUUCUGGGAGAGUCAUUUAAGUAAAGUAAAUAUUUCCAUUAAAAAAAAACUUGUAUCGAUGGCAGUUAUUCCAUUUCUAU